AUCUGAUGAGAGAGAUCCCAGCUUCUUUUGGAAAUAUUUCAAAAAAGAUACUGCAGACGUUUACGAGAUGUACAGCCGGAACGGUGAUAGUAACCUUUGACGAGUAUUUCUCACCCUCAAUCAAGGACAAUGAACACACGUUGCGAGGUACAAACCGAAGUCAAAGGUAUCAAAUAAAGGGUCCCGAUCAAGUCCGGCCUGCAGACUUUCUAUCCGAGCUGAGAAAUAUUAAUUUUAAGGAGAGCUUGGUGUCUUUUUUGAUCGAAGACUGGAAAAACCAAGAGAUGGUGACAUUCUUCAAAAAUAAAACAGUUUAUGUUAACUAUAAAAAUUGUUACAAAUUUUUGGAAGUUAAUGGAGCUGUUGUUAGAACAGAAGACGAAAAUAAAGCAUGUCCUGCACACGAAGAAGCCGACACUAAAGUCAUUUUCCACGCCUGUCAAGUGGAGCCAGAUUCGAAUGUUCUUAUUCGCUGUUCCGAUACGGACAUUCUCGUCAUUGCACUUGGAAACAUGCAGCACUUGAAAGAAAAUGUAAGACUUUGGCUGAAAGUUGGCGUUGGUAAUGCAGAAAGGUUCAUCAACGUGUCGAAGCUCUACGAAUCAUUGGGACCAGAUUUAUGUCAAGCUCUUCCAGGAUUCCAUGCUUUCACAGGAUGUGACUUCAACCCUGCAUUUUUCAAAAAAGGCAAGAAGCGGCCGCUUACAAUUCUUCAAAACUCAACUGAUUUCAUCGAAGCCUUCUCAAAACUGAAGAACUAUCCAGACAUCGAAACACAGAUAUUUGACAUACUAGAAAGAUUUGUUUGCUGCAUAUACGGACUUAAAAAGUUUACUGACGUCAACGAAGCCCGGCUUUCAAUUUUUGCCAAAUCCUUUAAAUGCAACGACAUUGAAGAGACGUUCAAAAUUAAAACAAAAAACUUUGAUGGCUCAAUUUUGCCACCCUGCAAGUCGGAGCUGCGCCAGCAAAUUUUGAGAUGUGCUUACAUCUCAAGUAUAUGGAGUAAUGCAUACCGCCAAAAUCCCACCGUCCUCUCUCCUUCUAACUGUGGAUGGCAAGAAAUAAGGGACAAAUUGGAGUUUAGGUGGUUUGAAGGUGACCAAUUACCAACUUCGGUCAGCGAAGUUUUGAUUAAGGAUCAUUCAAACAUUAAUGAUUCAGACGCAAAUAUCCAAAUUGACAACGAAGAAUAUGAUGAAGAAACUACCCACAACCAAGUCAGCACUAGCGAAGAUUCUGAUGAAGAAGAUAUUUCAUGUUUAAUGGAGUCAUUCAGAAGUGGCGAAGAUGUGCUGUCCAGCAUUUUUGACUAAAUUAUUAUCUUAUAACGUUUUGAAAACAAAUUAAAACCAAAACUAAAAG
Messenger RNA from Eupeodes corollae, 1365 nucleotides. RefSeq lists its product as uncharacterized. NCBI's taxonomy places the organism in Eukaryota, Metazoa, Arthropoda, Insecta, Diptera, Syrphidae. The coding region runs from base 6 to 1316 and encodes 436 amino acids. The transcript is spliced from 2 exons. The record is from RefSeq and is a predicted model, not a curated record.